This is a messenger RNA of Contarinia nasturtii (swede midge), 1707 nucleotides long. Its product is annotated as gastrula zinc finger protein XlCGF8.2DB-like. The record is from RefSeq and is a predicted model, not a curated record. Lineage: Eukaryota; Metazoa; Arthropoda; Insecta; Diptera; Cecidomyiidae. Gene Ontology annotation, cellular component: nucleus. Bases 438 to 1409 code for a protein of 323 amino acids. The transcript has 2 exons.
CUAAUACGAAACCAAAGUAAAAAUAUUUGAAAUGAGUCAGAAUCAAAUUGAAAGCAGACAACUUCAUUCUGGCGUCAAAUGUUACAAAUCAACGAGAACAGUAUGUUAUGUAAAGCCACCCCAGUCGAGUUGGAGCUGUCAUCGAAAGCAGAUCGUAAGCAAACGGCACGUGUUUAUACGUUUUCAAUCAUCAUUCGCGCACAAAUCGGCGGAAUUUCUUGAAUGUUUUUCUGAGCCACGAUGAAUCCGUAUCAAGCUAAAGGGGCUUUAGGUGGAAGAGCCAAGCGCAUAUACCAACGCAAAGGAAGACACUCACAACUUGUGAGUCACAAGUCAAAAUCAAAGAAGAAGUUGAUGUGAAAGUGGAGCCAGGAGAUGGUGUUGAUCUGAUUGCAUACCCACCGUUGUCACCAUUAUCACCAGUUGAAGCCGGCACUAUGAUAAAAUCGGAAAGCGAAAGUGAUGCUGAGUAUGUGCCAUACGAUGCUGACUAUGUGAAGGACGAGAUCAAAUCGGAGGAAGAGGAAUGUUUGAAGAAAAAGCACGAUGAAGCACCGAAGGCAAGCUCAAACGAAGGUGCAAGUGAUGGUCCAAUUGGUGAAGAUUUAUGCGAUGAAAGAUCAAACUCAAGCUGCAAUCGUGAACAGCAUGCAAAAACGAAGAAGCCAAAAGGCGGAAAAUCAAAGGGUUCCAAGAAACCAUCGAAUGGUCGAGCCUCCAUUGGACAGAAAAAGCACAAAUGUCAUUUCUGUGAUUAUGUGACAAAUCAAAAAUCAAAUCUCACAACACACAUUCGAAGGCAUACGGGCGAAAAACCCUUCGAAUGCGAAGUAUGUGCCAAGGCUUUUGCACACAAGAUGAAUUUGAAUCGCCAUAAGAAAAUCCACGGUCCAAAACUUCCAUUUCGUUGUUUGAAAUGUGGUCAUCGAUUCGCUGAAGAAGCCGGAAAACAAACUCACGAGAAUGGAUGUAACUCUCGACGAUAUGUAUGCUAUCUCUGCGAAUACAAAUCCUUCGUAAAUAGUAGUUUGAAGCAUCACAUGCGAUUGAAACACACUGAUGAUAAACCAUUUCAAUGUGCUAAUUGUGGAAAGAAGUUCAUUCACAAAGGUAAUUUCAAACGACAUUUGGCAAUACAUUCCAAACCACGCUCAUAUCGUUGCACACAAUGUCAUCGACCAUUUGCAAAGGAAGACGAUAAGGAUCAACAUCAAGUGCAAUGCAAACGUCGUGGCUAUCAAUGCUACCUUUGUAAAAAGAAUUUGCUACAAAAAACAAACUUGAAACGUCAUAUGCGUAACCAUCACACAGGAGAAAAACCAUUUCCAUGCCAAUUAUGUGAUGCUCGUUUCUCACUACUUGAUACUGUCAAUCAACAUAUGAAGAAUGUUCACGGUGCAAAGAAUUGAUUGAUUCAUCCACUUUAAACCAUUUGAAAUCAGUCGAUAAAGCAAAUUUGUUUUGAAAAUAUUUUUCCAAUCUUCAGAUAUCAAAUCCGAAAAGAAUCUUCACUCGUAACUAUAUACUUAAGAUUGCUAAACCACAGAAUGAAUUGAAAUAGAUUGAAUUUAGUUAAAUUUACAUAAAAUUAUUUAAUUGAAAAUAGAAGAAUGGAAUUAGAACACAAGCAUUUUAUAAUUAGUAAAAAUUAAAAAAGGCAUUUAUUUGGAACGCAUUGAAUUAAAAAAUAAAGAAAUUUGGCAUACA